UCCUGAACUGUGGUAAUGUAUCACACGCACAAGCGCACAGAGAAAUGGGAGGGCUAAAGAUGAUGGGCUGGUGUGAUAAAGGAGUCAUAAAAGCAGGUUUCAGAAAAUAUCCUCUGGUCAUUCGGGAAAAGAAGAAAGUCAUCACUGACAGCCUCUCAGGAUAGAAGAGCAACUUUCAAGCACUGACUUAUUCCCUGCCACAUAACUCUGAGACGAUGCAUCUUUCCAUACUAACUCUAUGCCUUCUCGCCGCAGUUUUGCAUGGAGGGCAUACCUCCACAAUACCACCUGCAACAACAGAAAGUGGCGCAAGUGCCGCAACAGACACAAGUGGCUCAACUGAGCUGCCCACAGGUGGUGCAAGCAGUGAACCCGUUACUGCUACAACUGGUGCAUCCUCCCCUACCGCAACUAUCCAGUCCACCGCACAAACUGCAGCAACAGACAGCACUGAUGUUACCACUGGCCCUGUGACAGAAGAGUCAUCAGGGCUUUCGUCUGGCGCUAUAGCUGGUAUUACCAUCGGCUCUAUCGCUGGGGUGGCUGCACUUGGUGGUGGUGUCUUCGGUGCAUUGAAGUACACCGGAAAGAUCUAAGACCAUCAGAUCGGGCCAAACGAUGGAUUAAAUGGUUAAGGAUUGAGACAUUUACCUCCCUAAGGUCAAACAAAUUCAUUACUGACCCCGAACAAUGGAAGGUCCUGUUGUCUGAAAGGCCCAAAAUAAUUUAUGUAGAUGCCUAAAUCCUGGAAGAUGAUGAAAUGGGCCAAGAGGAAGACACAAAAGUAAAUUUGACUACUUUGCUAUUUUGAUUAUCUGGCUUUUAGGUCAGGGAAUAAUCCAUAGUUGAUCAAAUGUAUUAUGAUAGAAUGUAUUUUAUAAGAAUUUGAUGUUUUUUCUUUAAAGUCAGAUAAAAUAUAUUUCUCUUAAUAUAUGUUUGGUCUUGUGGAUUUCUAUUGUAUUUAAAAAUAAUGAAGCAGGUUUUGUAAUAAGCAUAUUUUUCUACAAUGGCAGGUCAUGGUGUGCAGCACUCAUCAGACCUCUUUGCCACUGUGUCAGUAGAUAAGCUGAGUAAUUUUAUAGCUGAAUAUUGAUAAUGAUGAUAUUGUUUUCUUUUAUUAAGUGGGUUUUUGAACCCAAAUUCUGCAUUUCUAUUGAGGAAAAAACUUCAAAAUCACUUUAUACUUUUAAUAAAUACCUGUUUCCCCCA
Messenger RNA from Lates calcarifer (barramundi perch), 1209 nucleotides. Its product is annotated as CUGBP Elav-like family member 1. The transcript has 4 exons. NCBI's taxonomy places the organism in Eukaryota, Metazoa, Chordata, Actinopteri, Centropomidae. The coding region runs from base 216 to 596 and encodes 126 amino acids. The record is from RefSeq and is a predicted model, not a curated record.